Bombus huntii is the source of this 1135-nucleotide messenger RNA. RefSeq lists its product as uncharacterized. Lineage: Eukaryota; Metazoa; Arthropoda; Insecta; Hymenoptera; Apidae. The record is from RefSeq and is a predicted model, not a curated record. The transcript has a single exon. Bases 130 to 966 code for a protein of 278 amino acids.
UCUUCUUUCUCCAGCAGAUCUUCAAAUACCUAUGCCUUCUUCUACUAAACCAAAUCGCGAUCUACGGAGUAUCCUCCAAGCAGUAAGUAACUAUGAAAACUGCAGCAAAAGAUUUAUUAAGAUCGUUGAAUGUUCGAGAUCGAACUGUCGCACCGUCAGCGUACCCCGCUUUCUCUGACGAAAACGAGCGUCUGUUCACGAGGCUUGCACUCUCGUUUUCACAGCAGUCGCGCUCAUUCCCUUUCGCUUAUUUGCAGUGUACACCUGAAGAUUCUCGUGCCAGAUCUGAUCAACCACCACACGCACACGAGGACCGUUCUCUUCCAUGUUCACGUGCCAACGCCGAAGAAGCCGAAAACUCACAAGAAUCACAGGACUCACCACGCGAGUUGGAGUUCGUGGAAGUACGGGCGUCAUCACGAUUUGAAGGACGAGCACGAGGAGGAACUUGACCACGAGAACCAUCACGAGGAUCACGAAGAGAAAUUGAACGAGAAAUGGCCGAAGAAUCACAAACGAGACAGACAAAAGUAUUUUCCUGUGUACGACCAUCACAAAGACUCUUAUCAUCCGCCGUCUUACGUGGAAGAUAACGACUUGAAGGAUCAUGGCGAAGAUACUUACGCGGUUCACGAGGACGUGAAUGAUACACCCCCAAAUACCGAGUCUCUUAGUUAUAAUUACGAAGAGGGGUACAAAAAGGGUUUAGAAACGGUAACUGGACACGUUCGAUCUGGUCAGAUGCACAAGUUUCACGACGAUCAACACGAAGAACAGGGUGAUAUCGAGAACGAUGGGUUUAAAGAGGAGUUCGAAACCAAAACGGACGCUGGGAGAUAUUUGGUGGAUGAUGUAGAAUACGAGAAUACUAGGGAUAAACGCGAUCAUCGUCGAAGAUCUAGGAAAAGGAUCCAUAAAACACCGACGAAUUCCAGUCAAGGAACGAAAAACGAUAGUAAAACGUAGAACGUUGGAACGGUAUUAAAUGUGCAGACGCAUGUAUGUGUAAUGUGAUUUUGUAGAUACGUGGUUUCUGGAUGUUUGUUCUAAUUUCUGUUUGUAAGUUUUGCUCGUUGUAUAGUUGUAAUAAAUAAUAAGUAAGACAGGAAAUAAAAAGGUGGCGAUGUUUCAGGUA